CAAAUAGCCAGAAUUGAAAAUUAUCCAAAAAUCAGUUGAUUCCAUUUAUUUAAGGUGCAAUUCAAAAAACAGCAUAUUAAUCAAGUUGUGACUGAGAUGGAUAGAGUUUUUCCAAGUCUGUAACUCUGUAUAAUGUUAAUAUUUAGUCAUUUGGUGAAACGUAGCAACAAAAAUUUAAUAGAGAGCAUCCUCAAAGUCAGUAGUUGCCAAUUCUAUAACUUUGCAAACAAAAACAAAGUUUUAGACAUGAAUCAAGUGUAUUUUAAGCAUGACAAGGCUGAUGCCAAAAUGUUGAUUAGCUUCCGAUAUGUGAAACAAGUAACAGAAACUAAGAUAUUAGACAGGAAUUUUAAUUUCGUGCGCAGCAUAAAUGAAUCAGUUGAUGUAGCACUAAACAGAAUAAGAUCUAAUCUUCAAAAGGAAGUGACAGUUAAAAGCAAGAAAAAGAAUAAAAAGAAUAUAGCUGAACAGCAGGAAGUUAAGGAACCUGAAGAUUUACAGGUUACUGUCAAGCUGUUUUUAAAUGAAGAAGAAGUAACUGAGAAAACAUUUGAGGACUUAAUUCCACAAUUUGAAGAAAAUGAAGAUCAAUUCCGAAUGCUCAUCCUAGAUGAUGUCUUUAAACUUAAAUUUAAUAAUCCUUGGGUCAACAAUCUAACGUUACCUAAUUCCAUUCUUGCAAAUUUCUACCUCUAUCCAUCUAAAUUGGAACUAGAUUUUUCUGAUCGUCAUAGUUCAGAAUUUAUUUGGUAUAAAGGCAAAAUGCCUAAAUCUAAUCGCGAAAAUGAAAUAGAGUGGGAAGAAAUUGGGAGAGGAUAUUCUUUGCUGGUUAAAAAUGAAGAAAUUGGAUAUAAAAUAAAGCUUAAAGUAACUCCAAAAAGUUUAGAUCAAUUAAAAACUGGUCCAGAAGUUGAAGCGAUUUCAAAAUGUGAAAUUCAAGCUGGGCCUGGAUUUUGUCCCUUUGAAGAACGGAACCUUUAUACAACUGAAAAGUUGAGUGGAAAUGCAAUUCGUAUUACUUCUUACAAUAUCCUUGCUGAUUAUUAUGCCGAUACAGAAGAUGGAAGACAAAAGCUGUUUAAUUAUUGUGCACAAUAUGCUAUAGAUAUUGAUUAUAGGAAGCAGUUACUGAUAAAAGAAAUUAUAGGCUACAAUUCAGAUAUUUUAUGCAUGCAAGAAGUAGAUUUUAAAGUCUUUGAUCUUGAUUUUAUUCCUUUUUUGGGUGAACAAAACAUGAAUGGUGUUCAUAAUAAGAAAGGAACGACACCGGAGGGUCUAAGUACAUUCUACAGAACUGAUCGUUUUGAAUUAAUUGAAAAUUAUGGAAUGAAUAUUGGUGAUACAGUAAAGUCACAUCCUGCAUGUCAAGAUCUAUUUUCAAAGCUUCAGUAUAAUCAACAAUUAGUUACACGCUUCACAGACCUUGCCACAACACUACAAAUUGUUCUAUUGAAGUUAAAAGAAUUCCCAAAUAAGUACUUUAUCGUAGCCAACACUCAUUUAUAUUUCCAUCCAGACGCUGAUCACAUCCGUUUACUACAAAUUGGUUUUAGCAUGAUCCUUGUUGAAGAUUACAUGAAAAAGUUUAAAGAAAAGUACGUAACUGAAAAUAUUUCUCUAUUAUUCUGUGGAGAUUUUAAUUCUGUUCCUGAAUGUGGGAUCUAUAAAUUAAUGACCGAAGGAUAUGUGCCUGAAAAUUUCAUAGAUUGGUCUAGUAAACAAGAAGAAGCCGUUAAAAAUGUUGAACUCAAUCAACCUUAUAAAAUCAAGUCAGCAUGUGGAACUCCGAAAUUUACAAACUAUACUGUUGGAUUUCAAGACUGUCUUGACUACAUCUUUUAUCAAACCGAUAAAUUUUGCGUCACCAAAGUCGUUGAAAUGCCGAGCGAAGAGGAUUUAAGUUUGCACAAUGCGAUUCCAUCUGUCGUUUUUCCUAGUGAUCACAUUGCUAUUAUAGCUGAGCUAGACAUUAUACCUUAAUUAUGUCCAAAAUAUGACAUAUUUUUCUAAAGUUUCUGUAAGGGGUCUUUCACUUAUGACGUCCGAAUUUAACGGUCAUUUUUCAUAAAAGAGGAAUUUCUACUGUUCUUUUCUUGCUGACCCCCCCCCCCCCCCCCCUGGACGUCAUAAG
Molecule: messenger RNA, 2131 nt
Organism: Chironomus riparius
Lineage: Eukaryota; Metazoa; Arthropoda; Insecta; Diptera; Chironomidae
Source: the annotation of a GenBank genome assembly